Molecule: messenger RNA, 2148 nt
Organism: Stereum hirsutum FP-91666 SS1
Lineage: Eukaryota; Fungi; Basidiomycota; Agaricomycetes; Russulales; Stereaceae
Exons: 3
Coding region: 592-1389 (265 amino acids)
Source: RefSeq, a predicted model, not a curated record
CGACCCUCUUCGCUCUCCGCCAGCUCAGCGACAAGUCCGCACAACGUCCCGCCCACGCACCGUCCACGCCACGUGUCCUCUGCCCCUCGCUUGGCCACCCUCGACGCCCCCCAAAGGGCCCGCGAAAUAGACGCCCGCACACAAGGAGCCACACCGAUGUCUGACGUCCACGCCCACGACGACGAGGGCGACGACGACUCCCUCGACCAGCUCAAUCCAAACAUGGACGGCCCCCAGUCCUCCAUGACCAUAUAUCCCUCCAUGCCCAUGCACAUGUACCCCUUCGGCACCUCCCUCCUCUCCUCCGGCCUCCCCCAGAUGCGCGCCAAACGCCGCCAGGUCAAGAACGCCUGCACCAACUGCCAGAAGGCCUGCAAGAAGUGCGACGACGCCAGACCCUGCCUCCGAUGCGUCAAGUACGGCAUCGCAGAGGAGUGCGUCGAUUCCCAGAGGAAGGAGAGGAAGAAGGGAAUCAAGAGGGGUCCUUACAAGAAGCGCGAUGGAAAACACGCCGCCGGCGACCACGAACAGGUCGUCGAGGCUGAGCCCCCCCUCCCCGUUCCUCCGGGGCCCACAACCCACCCGCCGUCCAUGCCGCCCCCUUACUCCCACAUCGCCCCUGUCCCCUACACCACCUACUAUCCCCAGUACCCUCAGCAGUACAAACCGGGCCAGGUGGCACCACAGGCGCCACCUCAGUACUACCAGCAGUACUUUCUCGCCCCUAUACCCCACCACAUGGGCCACCCCCUCUCCCAGGCUCCGGCCUAUGCUCAGGUCCUCAACCACAACGGUACCCCUCCUGUCCCGACCAUGAUCGCGCACGGCCAGCCCCAGGACAUGUCUCACGUCCACCAUGCUCACGCCAACGGUAAUCCGAACGGGAACGGGAACGUCAAUGGGCAUGUCAACAACAACGCUGAGGGUAAUGUGGACCCGAACACUCCCUCCCCUCAUCCGCCCCAUGCUCUCUCCGGUCACGUCGUCUAUGCCGCCCCUCACCCCCAGCAUCCCGCUUACACCCACGCGCAAGCUCUCCCCCAGGCUCACGCGCACGGUCAGCCCCAGUACUACCCCGCCGUCUUUACGCCUUAUCCCCAGCACUACGGCCAGCCGUACUACACCCAUCCCGCUCACGCCCAGAUGCAGCCCCGCUCAGAGACCCACGCACACGGCCCUCCACAGGGAUAUACCCAGGUCCCGCAGUACGCCCCUCCCGCGCCUUAUGCGUACACUCACUCCCCGAUCUAUCCCUCGCAUGUCACCACCGCGAAACUGUCGCCCGUGCCCGUCCAGGUGCAGAAUGGGGCCAUGAACGGUGUCGUUGAGCGCGGACAGAUGCAGCACGGAGGACAUGGCCACGGUGCGGAGGAGGGUGAGACCGUUUGAGGGAGAAGCUCGGGGAUACGUGCAUCGCGAUGUAGGUAAGUGAAUAUACGAUCCGUCUGUCUAUCUAUUGGCUCUGCUUCUUUCGUUCGCUGUACAUCUCUUUCUUGAAUGCUGCUCCUGGCUGUACAUCACAACCCUAUCAUCUGCCUCUGCCUCUCGUGUCUCGUCUCUUGCGUUCGUGUUCGUGUUCUGUGUUCUGUGUUACGAUGUUUACGAAAGUGUCAUCUCUUGCGUUCGUGUACUCCUUGAUACAUACAUAUAUAUAUAUCUGACUUCUUGCGAGUGUCUGCUCCAUGCCUGCCUCGUCUGCCUCGUCUUUGCCUUCAACACCUUUUCUUGUUUCUUGUUUCUUGUUUCGAGUUCUUGUUAGCUUUGUGUUUGUGUCUGUAGUCUCGCUCUAUAUACGGAUUCUCCCCUUCGUUCGCAGUUGAACAUACGAAUUUUGAGUUUAAAUUUCGGUGGAUGUGCCGGGUUUUUUUGGUGGCAUCUACUUCCUUUGCUUGCUUGAUAUCGUCUGUGUCUGUGUCUGUGGCUCGUGCAUGGUGUUGUGUGGUGUCUGGUCGGUCGGUCGUCGUUCGGGGUGGUCAGUUGUUCGGGGUUAUUGGUAGUGGUUGUCUGUGUUGGCGCGGUGAAGUGGAUGUUUGACGUUGACAUUGGGUAGUUGACUAGUUGUUAUAACGCCUCGCGGUGAUGCAAUCUACGCGUUGGUCGUCGAGUACGCCGUUCAUUGGCGUACUCUGCUGCCUUCGAUGUUCUCCG